AUGAGUCGGCUACCUCAAUUCCCUUUUGGGAUACAAGCGACGGCAGUACGUCUCCCACUCACUCCUCCUCGGGCUAUCCGAUGUCGUCCGGUCGCCUCACCAACGGACACGAAGGUAUCCCGCGAUCACAAAUACUCCUCUCUUUGUCAGCCUGUCAAAGAUCCAGUGUCUGGGGAGCUGGUCGGCACCCUGUCUCUGUGUUCCCAUGCCCAUCUCCGUCCGUCUAUUCCUCUCUUCCUCAAGGCCUUUUGCUCACUUGACAGCACUGCCUGGGCUGCAGAGAGGACACCCGAGAAUAAAUCAGCCAGACAAAGUGUCCUCAAGGGGCAAAUGUAUGCAACUUGUGCCAUCUGCAAGACUUUCCUGUCACUGCCAACUGCCUCGAGCAGACUCAUCUCUCUGCCCAUACAAUCGCUCUCCAGACAUUCAUGCAUGCAGACAGCAACACACACACACACACACACACAAACACACACUGCCGCAAGCAGACAUGUGUAUCUCAUUGACAUCCUCAAAUGGUUCGGUCCGUUUCAAUGUCACCUCCGUCUUCCACAGAAGGCAGCAGGUGAUGUCAGCGAAAUCGUCUCAACUACAAGGUCUAUGGAGGCCAUCGCGCUUUCACAGACUUUCAUCGUUCAGGAAGUCUGGGACAUUAAUUCCUUGCAGAAGUAUUGUGUACAGAUGAGCCGAUCGUCAAGUUAA
Molecule: messenger RNA, 702 nt
Organism: Protopolystoma xenopodis
Lineage: Eukaryota; Metazoa; Platyhelminthes; Monogenea; Polystomatidea; Polystomatidae
Source: the annotation of a GenBank genome assembly